AUGACUGCCAGAAGCGUGUGGCUGCUCCUACUGCUCAGCUGCGCGGCCAGCACGCAAGUCCUGGGGGAUGUCAUCAUACUGCAAAACUGUCCCACUGGGUGGUUUUACCACAAACUCAGCUGCUACGGAUACUUCCAGAAGCUGAGGAGCUGGUCUGAUGCUGAGCUCGAGUGCCAGUCCUUUGGAAACGGAGUCCACCUGGCGACUAUAGAGAAUUCAAAGGAGGCCGAAGUCAUAGCAAAGUACAUACGCGGCUAUCAAAGAAACCUGUCCGUAUGGAUCGGCCUGCAUGACCCAAAGAAGAACCAGCAGUGGCAGUGGGCCGAUGGGGCCUCGCUGUCAUUCAAAACCUGGUCCGGCAAGUCUGUGGGCACGAGCGAGCACUGUGCUGAAAUAAGCGCCAAACACGAUUUCUUACAGUGGGAAGGCAAUAAAUGCAACCAGCACCAACACUUCCUGUGCAAGUAUCAACCCGCGUAUCAGCCGUAG
Molecule: messenger RNA, 489 nt
Organism: Pteronotus mesoamericanus
Lineage: Eukaryota; Metazoa; Chordata; Mammalia; Chiroptera; Mormoopidae
Gene: REG4
Product: regenerating family member 4
Exons: 5
Coding region: 1-489 (162 amino acids)
Source: RefSeq, a predicted model, not a curated record